UUAAUUUGGAAAAUCAGGCAUCUAAGGGUUAAAAAUAUAGAACACACAAAAUCACCAAAGACAAUGGGAUUUCGACUAUAAUACAGUCUAAGUAUGGACUCCCAUUAUCCUUAUUGUGUGUACGGUGACGUCACCCAGCUUUCCCCUAUCCAAAAUUCUCAUCGUAUACUCCGUCAUCGCAAACAACGUAAUUCUCAAGAACCCCGCGAGCGAAUGGAGACAAAUGUGGUUUAUAGAUUUAGCGCACAAUCGGGCGCAUAAAUACGAGUCGGGUAAACAGCACGUGUACGGGUAUUUAAGCACGAGUACGCGUUUACAGACUGUCGAUACGUGUUCGCGCCUGCCACCGUCGACCUCCACAUCGACAAACCCCAGUGAGUAAUGCGUCGUAGAUAACGAACUGGAAUCCCGUCGGAAUCACCGUUUACGGUUUCAAUAUUCCCAACAGUCCGCAACAUCGAACAAGCGAAAACACAACGUCACGGGAGCGUCGAGCGGAUCGUUUCAGUGCCGAACAGAAAAUGUUGCGCGUGUGCUGGCUACUUCCGGCGCUGAUUUGCACAGCGUGUUUGAUAUUCUGCUGCGGAGCCUGUUCCCCGGAUAUCGGACAGCCGUUGGACUUGAACGAGUUUUCAGGACAAUGGUUCUUCAUAGCUGGCACCCCGAUAAACCAGAGUUUGAGCAGGUGUGGUAGAUUUUUAGCGAAAAGGACGUCAACGGAUACAUUCAAAAUACAGUACACAGCUGUCAGUCACAAGAAGAAUAUUCCAAUCACUUUCUACGUUGAUGGGAGCGUCAAAGGAAAUAAAGUUGUUGGAACGUGGCAGCUCCACGGAUCGCAACGAAAACUAGGACCUUUCAGGCACAUCAUAGUCUACGCAAACUACAGAAGCGUCCUCGCUAUGGCAGUUUGUUCAGAGGGUACGACGCUUCACCAACCGGAGUACAAGUUCGCUAUGAUUUGGUCCCGAGAGAGGAGUCUGCCCUUGCCGAUCUUAAAGGAGCUUAAAUCCAAACUGGGAGCAUACAUUAAUCAAGAGGAAAUUCGGUUGGUGGAUCAUGGGAACUGUUAAACAAACCAUAAACUUUCAUGCCAGACCGCGUCCUGUGACAGGACGUUUCCCUAUAAUUCGCUUAUAUGUAAUUUACGUGCGUCGCACAGAAUAAUGUUGUUACCUAGAUUGGGUUAUAAUCUAUUCAAGCAACGAUUGGAACGAUUGCUCCUACGUACAAAUUUGUUUCAGUAAAAUGUCGUCUUAACGAAGUGUAUCAUUUUAAGGAAUUAAUUAAAAUUUUAUCAAAGUAAACUUAAGUGCAAGGAGAAAAAUAUAUAAUGUAUAAAUAUGUAGUCCUUCCAAGCUGUAUCAUUUUAAGUAAUCAAUCAGAAUUUUAUCGAAGGUGAAGU
Messenger RNA from Hylaeus volcanicus, 1405 nucleotides. RefSeq lists its product as uncharacterized. The record is from RefSeq and is a predicted model, not a curated record. NCBI's taxonomy places the organism in Eukaryota, Metazoa, Arthropoda, Insecta, Hymenoptera, Colletidae. The transcript has 3 exons. Bases 522 to 1073 code for a protein of 183 amino acids.